CUUGUAUUCUAAGAUGACAGUUUGCAUUGCACACAAAUGUCAACUCGUUUCAACAUCAAGCAUAAUAUUGGAUGGAAUAGUUAAAUUUCGUAGAAAAUCAUGCUUCGUACUCUAAUAUCAGCUGCUCGAUGUAUACGGCCUCUUGCGUUGCAACAAUGCAAAGCUGCCAGGAUCGCGAGAGAUGUGCGAAGUUUCACAACUCUUCACAGACAAGUGUACAAUGUUCCAGCCUGCAAGUCUUUGAUCAGUAACAGCCAAAUUCUACAAAUCGCCAACAAUAUAUCCCCAAUGCCCGUACGUACUGUAACUAAAUUCAGUCUUAAAAAGGGUAAGAGGAAAACUGUGAAGGCAGCCGUAAAGAGGUUCUUCAGACUACACUGGGGUAUUUGGAUCAGGCCAAUGAUUGGUAGACAUAAGAAAAUGUGGAAGAAAUCACCACCGCAGCGGAGACGUCUGCGCCAGCAUGUCUUUACAAAUGGUACACAAACUAAAUUGCUGGACAAGAUGGUUACCAAGUGUUGGAAAAAGCCAAAGUACUAUGUUGAGGAUCCAUAUACACCAUACCAUACAAGGGAUGAAUUUUAUGCCACUAGAAGGAAGCCAGCUGUAAGAACUUGAAUACUAAGUACUGAUAUGCAAAAUUACAAAGAAAAGGAAUUGUUAUACUA
This is a messenger RNA of Cydia splendana, 668 nucleotides long. It is a transcript of the gene mRpL35, whose product is annotated as large ribosomal subunit protein bL35m. Gene Ontology annotation, molecular function: structural constituent of ribosome. Gene Ontology annotation, cellular component: mitochondrion; ribosome. The record is from RefSeq and is a predicted model, not a curated record. Lineage: Eukaryota; Metazoa; Arthropoda; Insecta; Lepidoptera; Tortricidae. Bases 100 to 618 code for a protein of 172 amino acids. The transcript has 2 exons. Gene Ontology annotation, biological process: translation.